Engraulis encrasicolus (European anchovy) is the source of this 5630-nucleotide messenger RNA. RefSeq lists its product as uncharacterized. Gene Ontology annotation, molecular function: zinc ion binding; nucleic acid binding. Gene Ontology annotation, biological process: DNA integration. NCBI's taxonomy places the organism in Eukaryota, Metazoa, Chordata, Actinopteri, Clupeiformes, Engraulidae. The record is from RefSeq and is a predicted model, not a curated record. The transcript is spliced from 13 exons. The coding region runs from base 1 to 5316 and encodes 1771 amino acids.
AUGCAUGCAGGUUUCUACUGUGAGGAGGGAGACCCUGUCCUGCACCCCUGCCCCGUGGGACACUACUGUGACGGCAUAGCGGACUACGAGUCAGGGGGCAGACCAGGGCCCAGGAGGUGUCCCAUGUUCACCUACAGAGGCACCCCAGGGGCGGGGAGCAAAGGAGACUGCCCGCCCUGCCCUCCUGGAUCUCUCUGCAACUCCACAGGACUGACUGAUUAUUCCGGGUUUCCCUGCCCACCCGGGUUCUGGUGCAGUGGGUCUGGUCCACCGGUACUGUGCCCUGCAGGCACAUUUAGGACUCAACCAGGAGCCUCUGGUGCCGCCCAUUGCAGCCCCUGUGAGCCUGGCACCUACUGCCCCAGUCCCCGCACCUCUGGGCUGCCCAACACUGCUGGCAUCCCCUGUAGAGCCUCCUACCAGUGCCCCACAGGCUCUGCCCAGGAGAGUGUGUGUGAGGCGGGUCACUACUGUGGCCCUCGGACUGGGGAGCCUCCAGCCUGUCCCGAGGGGUACAUGUGUCCCCCAGGCUCCCACACCUACAGUAACCCAGAGCAAAGGUGUUUGUUCCCGUUCUUCUGCCCCAUGGGGAGUGCGGUGAUGCUGUCGUGCCCCGGUGGCUUCAUGCCCGUCAACACCACCGGCCCGCGGGCGUCUCUGGAGCGCUCCUGCCAACCCUGCCCAGCGGGCACCUACCGCGCCCCAGCGCCCUCCAUCCUGACCUGCCUGCAAUGCCCUCCUGGGUACCACUGCUCUUCCGCGGCUGAGGGCUACUCCAGCCACCCCUGUCCUGUGGGACACUACUGCCCCCCUGGGUCUCCCAGCCCCGUGCCGUGCCCCCCUGGCUCUUAUGGGGAGAGCGUGGGAGCAGGGGGAGAGGAGGGGUGUCGGCUGUGCCCAAACGGAACCUUUAACCACCUGCCUGCGCAGACCGCCUGCUUCCCCUGUGGGAGCUCUGCUACAUCAACUGAAGGUUCCUCCAGCUGCAGCUGUUUAGGGCGUAACCGAGCGUUCCAGCCGUCCGACGGCUCGUGCCUGUGCCGCACCGGAUACAUCUUCUACAACACCCUCGACCUGAAGCGCUCCAACACAGACAGCCAGCUAGACUGCCAGCCUGAGGUGAGUAAGCGCUGUAGUGGGGGAGAGGUUCGGCUGGCCUCGUCUCAAGAGUGUGUGAGGCCGUCUGAGUACUCGUGUGACAUCACCUGUGGACCUCACGGUGGGGCACUGGACGUGGAAAUGGGAAUUUGCCAGUGUGAGCGGUACGUGUCAUCGGAGGAGCUGUGUGACGUGUCCUGCCUGUCCCAGCUGCCUCUCAUCACGGCCCGACGCUCCACGGACGGACAGCUGCUACUGGGCAUCAGAGCACAGGAGGGCAGCCACAGCUGGAACAGAAAGCUGGGUAAUGUGGUGGGGCCAGACUCUCACGUGCAGGACAUCGGCAAGAUCCACUUUGUCCAGUUCGACUCUGAGGGAGUGUUUGGCUGGAUUCUACGGGACCCCAGACUGAUUGACAGGAUGCUCAAAGAGCCAGUAGAAACUCUUGGCAAUAUUCCCAGAAGGAAAAGAUCAUAUGAUGAAGAUGAGUAUGAAGAAGAUUACCAUAGCAACGAUGAUCAUAACGACAAUGAUGAAGAAGAUGAUGAUGUCACAAGGCCUCCCCCUCGCAUCCCCAACCCCAUUGCCUGCCUGUCAUCCAAAGACAUGCUCAUAUUCAACCUGCGCAUCAACCACACAGUAGCCCCUGUAGCCAACAUGGAGGCAAUUCUUAAAGCCCUUGUCGAAAGCCAGCAGGUCCAGAUUCAAACCAGUGCUGCUCUUUUAGAAGAGCAAAGGAGGGCCAACAAGCUGAAAACUGAAGAAUUGCAGCUGCAGAAACAGAUGGCCACUCGCAAUGCUCGCCCAAUAAAGGCUGGCGACUUUUUAUCAAAGUUGGGGGCCACAGAUGACAUUGAGGCAUAUUUACAUGCGUUUGAGGCCACUGCCACUAGAGAAGCCUGGCCCAAGGCACAGUGGGUUGGACUGUUAGCACCCUUCCUGACAGGAGAAUCGUUAAAUGCUGUCCAGGACCUACCGCCUGACAAAGUAUCAGACUAUGAUACACUAAGGACUGAGAUCCUCAGCAGAAACGGGAUCACAAAGUUUGGCAUGUCCCAGCGCUUCCAUAGCUGGACCUUUCAACAUGACAGAGCUCCUCGUGCACAAAUGCACGAACUCGCACGCAUUGCAAGGAAGUGGCUGGAGCCGGAGAAGAAUACGGCAGCAGCUAUAGUGGAGACCAUCGUAGUAGACCACUACCUACGGGCACUACCACAAGAUGCCAAGAGGUUCAUCAGUCAGCAGGGGCUGACCACAGCCGACGCCACUGUCGAAGCCGUCGAGAAACACCAGGCCACAGUGGAGAUGCUCCGUGCCAUCAAGAAGGAGCCCAGGAGCGUAACACCACUAAUGAGCAUGGGAGGACCCCAGAAGAACUCGAAGAACUCAUAUCUGGGCAGUACCGGAAAUAGUCAGGCUCAAACAGGGACCAGAAGCCAGCCGGGUCUUAGGAAGUCAUCCCAAGAGAGCGACCCAAGACAAUGCUACCGGUGUGGAGAGAUCGGACACAUAUCCUGGCAGUGUGGGAAACCAAGUGAUGAGCCAAUGCCCACUGCAGGGUCCUCCAGCGCACCCUCCACCCACCUAUAUGCAGCGCUUGUGGGUGUCACAGACGUUACCACAGACCGGCCUCCCACCUGCCCAGUGACCGUGAAUAAUCAUGAUGUGGAAGCCUUGCUCGAUUCAGGGAGUCGGGUCACCCUGGUGCGGAAAGACCUGGUGCCUCCAUCAUGCUUGACCACCAGUAGCGCCCUCCCCAUCUCCUGUGUCCAUGGGGACACCAAAGACUAUCCCAUCACCAAGCUCACAAUGACCACUACCCGGGGAACCAUUCACACCAUGGCUGGAGUGGUUGAUUCCCUUCCUGUUGCGGUCCUGAUCGGAAGGGACUGCCCCGCCUUCCACUCACUGUGGAGAGAGACGCAGGAGCAUCAGACCAGGGCCCUCAGGAAAUCGAAAGGUAAAAGUCAUCGAGUGAAAACCUCAGAGCCACUCAACCCUGCCCCUGCUCUUGUAGGAGUGCUGGACAAUCAGGAUGAUUCAGCGACCACCCCCGACAGUGCAGAGGAGAACGUGGCUUCAGGAAACGCUUCAAGUUCCAGCGAGGAGGAUGCCUGCGAGCUGCCCCCUCUCACAGGCGAGUAUGGCGUUGCACAGUUACAUGACCCCACCCUUGCAAAUGCCCUGAAGAAUGUACAGGUGUUAGAGGGAGUAGUCCUAGGAGGUAGAGCAACCCCUACUUACCCCCAUUUUGCAAUAAGUCGAGGCUUAUUAUACCAAGUGGGCAAAGAGAAUGAUGCAGUAAUUGAGCAGCUCCUUGUACCACAGCCAUAUCGAGACACCGUGCUGAAUUUAGCACACACACACCCCCUAGGGGCCCACCUAGGAAUGGAUAAGACAAAAGAAAGAAUCAUACAACGCUUCUAUUGGCCAGGAGUGCACAAAGAGGUUGAAAAUUAUUGUAGAAGUUGCCCUGAGUGCCAGCAGAAGGCGCCUAAGCCCUCAUACAGGAACCCACUCAUCCCCCUGCCCAUCAUAGAGACACCGUUUGAGAGGAUAGGGCUGGACAUAGUUGGCCCCUUGCCAAAAAGCUCUAGAGGACACCAGUACAUCCUGGUCAUCGUGGAUUAUGCCACCCGAUACCCCGAGGCCAUCCCAUUGAGGAAGGCCACAUCCAAACAGAUUGCCAAAGAGCUUUUCCUCCUCUCCACCAGUCUGGGCAUACCCAAGGAGAUAUUGACGGACCAAGGGAGUCCGUUCAUGUCCAGAGUAAUGAAAGACCUCUGCACUCUGCUGAAGAUAAAACAGCUGAGAACGUCCGUCUACCAUCCUCAGACAGAUGGCCUAGUCGAGCGAUUCAACAAGACCUUAAAAUCGAUGCUGAGAAAGGCCAUAGAAGAGGAUGGACGCAACUGGGACCAACUGCUGCCGUAUCUGCUGUUUGCGGUAAGGGAGGUCCCCCAAUCUACUACUGGCUUUUCACCAUUCGAGCUCUUGCUAUCUUACAGACCAAGAGGGCUGCUGGACAUCGCCAAGGAGGCGUGGGAGGAGCAGCCAUGCAAACAACGCACCCUGAUUGAGCAUGUGGGGGCCAUGAGAGACCGAAUGAGAUCCAUCUACCCCAUAAUCCGAGAGCACAUGGAGGCCGCUCAACGGCAGCAACAAGCCUCGUACAAUCGGCCUGCCCAGCCCAGGGAGUUCAAGCCGGGGGACAGAGUGCUAGUACUGGUACCCACCGUUGAAUGCAAAUUUCUGGCAGCCUGGCAGGGUCCGUAUGAAGUAAUAGAGAAGGUGGGUGAUGUUAACUACAAGGUGAGACAAACUGAUAAAAGAAAAAAAGUGCAAAUAUAUCAUGUUAACCUUCUGAAAAAAUGGCACGCCAGGGAGGCGCUGUUUAGUUGUCUACCAUCCACAGAGUCCAAGGAACCGGCGAGAGAGGCGGUUCAGGUGGGACCUAACCUGUCCCCCCAUCAGCGGCAGAUGGUGCUGGAGCUGGUUGACCGGAACCGGGAUGUCUUCUCCUCCCUCCCUGGACACACAGAGGUGGUCCAGCAUGAGAUCCGAACCAUCCCCGGGAAAAGGGUAAACCAGCGUCCCUAUAGAGUGCCUGAGGCUCGUAAAGUGGUCAUCCAAGAGGAGGUAAGAAAGAUGCUGGAGCUUGGAGUUAUUGAAGAGUCUAAGAGUGCCUGGGCCAGUCCCAUUGUUCUGGUCCCCAAACCAGACGGGUCGGUACGAUUUUGUAAUGACUACAGGAAGUUGAACGAAAUAUCAGAGUUUGAUGCAUAUCCCAUGCCUCGUGUAGAUGAUCUCGUUGACUCCUUAGGACAUGCCCGCUUCCUGACCACGCUUGACCUCACGAAAGGCUACUGGCAGGUGCCUCUGACCCCCGAGUCCAAGGAGAAGACCGCCUUUGCCACGUCUGAGGGGCUGUACCAGUAUACUCGACUCCCCUUCGGGCUCCACGGUGCACCGGCCACCUUCCAGCGAUUGAUGAAUCGAAUCCUUGCUCCCCAUAAAAGGGCAGGCAAACGUCACGGAAACGUGGAUGCUCUGUCCCGGCGAGACGCCCUCUUCGCCUCCUUCCGUCCGACGGGGACGUCGGUCCCGAGGGGGAGGAUGUGUGAUAUCACGAGAGGCCGCAUCCUAGAGGGACGCUACAUCCCAAUGCGGUGGCUCCAACCACCACUGGCCCUGGCUCCAUCUGGUGGUGGCAUCUGAGAUUGCACCCCAACUGUAUGUUGCAGCACAGCUGCAGUCACUGAUUGCAGCACUCAGCUGGAGCUGAGAAGGACCUGAUUAACUGCAGGUUCUGUGAAAACACUCUCGACACACAGACAAUGGGAGAAGGAGUUGGGAGAGCAAGCGAGAAGGUUGUGCUCUCUUUUCUGAGCGGAUGAAUUCUGUGGAAGAACUGCUAAAAAAAGAAACUCUUAAUGAAAUACUUACCUGGGCUACUUACCUCCGUGGCUGCUACCCUGUGGAGAACACACUGAGUCGGUGAGAACUUUGGCUAAGACCAGUGGUGUAGUCUA